AUGGGUUAUGCUAUGAGUAGACUAGAGAUAGAAUCCAGUCAUUCUGAAGAUGGAAAUGCCAUCCAUGAAGAUUCUUGUAGUGGACAAACUAAAAUGUCAUCAAAAAAUUUAGACGAUGAAAUUGCUCAGAUAACGAAAUUGAAGUCAAGGCCCCAUAAGCAAUUAGUCCAAGUUGGAACUGGAAGGCCAGAGUUGCCUGUUUCUCCGGUGAAGAUGCUGGCAGGACGGGAAUCAAAUUACUCUGGACGGGGAAGGUUUUCUUCAGCUGAUCGCUGUCAUCUUUUGAGCAGAUAUUUGCCUGUAAAUGGUCCCUGGCUUAUUGACCAAAUGUCUAGUCGGGCAUAUGUAUCUCAGUUUUCAGCUGAUGGUUCUCUCUUUAUUGCUGGAUUCCAGGGAAGUCACAUAAGAAUAUACAAUGUGGACAGAGGUUGGAAAGUUCAGAAGAACAUUCUAGCUAAAAAUUUGAGGUGGACAAUUACUGAUACAUGUCUUUCACCUGAUCAACGCUAUCUGGUUUAUGCCAGUAUGUCACCCAUUGUACAUAUUGUAAAUGCCGGAUCUGCUGAAACAGAAUCCCUAGCAAAUGUUACAGAGAUACAUGAUGGUUUAGAUUUUUCAUCAAAUGAUUAUGGAGGAUACUCAUUUGGAAUUUUCUGUGCGAAAUUCUCAAAAGAAGGAAGAGAAUUAGUUGCUGGGAGUAGUGAUAAUUCUAUAUAUGUGUAUGAUCUUGAAGCAAAUAAGCUCUCCCUUCGAAUUUUAGCCCACACGUCUGAUGUGAACACUGUAUGUUUUGCUGAUGAAACUAGCCAUCUUAUUUACUCCGGGAGUGAUGAUAGUUUUUGUAAGGUCUGGGAUCGGCGUUGUUUAAUUGCUAAGGACAAGCCAGCAGGGGUUUUAACAGGACACCUUGAGGGCAUUACAUUUAUUGAUACCCGUGGAGAUGGACGUUAUUUCAUUUCAAAUGGUAAAGAUCAAACCAUUAAACUUUGGGACAUACGCAAAAUGUCAUCCAAUGUUCCCAGCAAUCCUGGGUAUAGGAGUUACGAAUGGGAUUAUAGGUGGAUGGAUUAUCCACCCCAAGCAAAAGACUUGACGCACCCUUGUGAUCAGUCAGUGGCCACUUAUAGAGGUCAUUCGGUCUUACGCACUCUCAUCCGCUGCUAUUUCUCUCCAGCUUUUAGCACUGGUCAGAAGUACAUCUAUACUGGAUCACACAACGCAUGUGUUUAUAUAUAUGAUUUGGUGAGCGGAGCUCAAGUUGCGACACUGAAGCACCAUAAAUCACCUGUAAGAGAUUGUAGUUGGCACCCCUUCCAAACUAUGCUUGUUAGCUCUUCUUGGGAUGGAGAUGUCGUGAAAUGGGAAUUUGCUGGGAGUGGUGAUAGAUCAGCCACUUCUGCUAAGAGGGUAUGGACAAGACAUUUUUAUGACGAUUACGAAUGA
Molecule: messenger RNA, 1443 nt
Organism: Sphenostylis stenocarpa
Lineage: Eukaryota; Viridiplantae; Streptophyta; Magnoliopsida; Fabales; Fabaceae
Source: the annotation of a GenBank genome assembly